CUUUUGUAUAUCAAUAAAUUCAACAGAUCAGUUAAGCAUAGAUAGUCGAACGUUGUACAUUGAGAACGAAACAUGCUCAGCAUAUGGAGAAUAAUUGCCUACGUGUGGUUUACGGCAGCUUUAUUACAUGGUGUUGAAUUGCGACCUCAGCGCACUGAAGGCGAACUUUUGACAAACGCUCAGUGCGGUUAUGAGAGUUGUCCUAAAGUUCAAUCUAAUAUGUUGAAUGUCCAUUUGAUACCGCAUACCCAUGACGACGUUGGUUGGUUGAAAACGGUUGAUCAAUAUUAUUAUGGCAGUGAAACUUUGAUACAAAAAGCCGGUGUUCAGUAUAUAAUAGAUUCUGUUAUUCAGGAACUUUUAAGAGAUCCUGAAAAGCGUUUUAUAUACGUAGAAUCGGCCUUCUUCUUCAAGUGGUGGCGUGAACAAAACGAGGAAUUGCAAGAGCAAGUUAAAAUGUUGGUGAAUGAAGGACGUCUGGAAUUCAUAGGCGGUGCGUGGAGUAUGAAUGAUGAGGCUACCACACAUUAUCAAAGUAUUAUCGAUCAAUUUGCAUGGGGUCUAAGGCGGUUAAAUGACACCUUCGGUAAAUGUUCGCGGCCACGCAUUGGUUGGCAAAUUGAUCCGUUCGGUCACUCAAGGGAGAUGGCUUCCAUGUUUGCUCAAAUGGGUUAUGAUGGCUUAUUUUUUGGUCGGUUGGAUUACCAAGACAAAAGUGAACGGUUGCUGACAAAGACACCCGAAAUGAUUUGGAGAGCUUCGGCUAAUUUGGGUAAAUCUUCCGAUUUAUUUACUGGCGCUUUAUACAAUCAUUAUCAGCCGCCUCCAGGGUUUUGUUUCGACAUAUUAUGCGCCGAUGAACCUAUUAUAGACGGCAAGCACAGUCCUGAAAAUAAUGUCAAAAGACGAGUCGAUGAUUUCUUCAAAUUUGUUCGCAAGCAGGCACAAUAUUAUCGUACUAAUCAAAUCAUAAUAACCAUGGGCGGUGAUUUCACAUAUCAAGAUGCUAACGUAUACUAUAAAAAUUUGGAUAAAUUAAUACGAUAUGCCAAUGCUCGUCAAGCCAAUGGCUCCGAAAUAAACCUUUUGUAUUCCACUCCUUCUUGCUAUUUAAAAUCGUUGCAUGAUGCUGACAUUACUUGGCCCACAAAAGAUGAUGAUUUUUUUCCCUAUGCCUCAGAUCCUCACGCUUAUUGGACUGGUUAUUUUGCUUCGCGGCCAACUCUUAAACGUUUCGAACGAGUUGGUAAUCAUUUCUUGCAAGUAUGUAAACAGUUAACGGCUUUGCCACCCAGUAUGUAUCCCGAGUGGUUGCCUCAUUUAAGUUUUAUGCGUGAAACAAUGGGUAUAAUGCAGCAUCAUGACGCGGUUACAGGUACGGAAAAGCAAAAAGUUGCAUACGAUUAUGCUAAGCGUUUAGAAGUCGCCUUCAGGGCUUGUGGGGCAAAUACUCGCGCAGCUUUAAAUAUUUUAACAACCGGUGAUAAACCAAAGCCUGUUGAAGGUCAUAAACCAAGACCAGUAAAAUUUGAGUUUAAAACCUGUGCUUUACUGAAUAUUAGUCUAUGUGAUGUUUCCGAGCAAAGUGAACACUUUGUCUUGACGCUGUACAAUCCACUCUCUUCUUCACUAGCAGAGUAUAUUAGAGUGCCCGUGCCAGAUAACAAUUACCAGGUCCUUAAUGAUAAAGGAGCUAUUUUGGAAGCCCAGUAUGUACCUAUUCCACGAGGCCUCAUGGAUUUAGUCUACCGCCACUCAAAGACCAAAUAUGACAUGGUUUUCUUCGCAGACGAACUACCUCCUCUUGGUUAUCGUUCGUAUUAUAUUAAAAAAACUAAGGAGCGUCCUUUAAAACCUGUACCUGAUUCCCCUAAUACCUCUAGCAUGACAAGCGUAGGAAAUGAGUAUAUUCGUUUGAACUUUGACACGAACGGGUUUUUGUCUGCUGUAACUGUUGAAGGUAUGACACGUAUCAUCAGUCAAGAUUUCUUAUAUUACGAAGGGGCCGUAGGUAACAAUAUGGAAUUCCGAAACAGAUCUUCUGGUGCGUACAUAUUCCGCCCGCAAAAUGAUUCAAUGAAAAUUACAACUACCGAUGUUGAUAUUACGGUCUAUCGAGGAUCUUUGGUCGAAGAAGUCCAUCAAAAAUUUAAUAAUUGGAUUAGCCAAGUAGUACGAAUCUACAGUCAGAAAAACUAUGCGGAAUUUGAAUGGCUAGUUGGGCCUAUACCGGUAGAUGAUGAUAUAGGCAAAGAGAUUAUUACUCGUUUUGACACUGAUAUUAAAUCUGAAGGUAUGUUUUUUACCGACUCAAACGGCCGUGAGAUGAUAAAACGUCUGCGUAAUCAUCGCGAUACAUGGAAUCUUGAGAUUUUGGAACCAGCAGCUGGCAACUACUAUCCAAUAACUACGAAAAUAGCUUUGGAAGACGAUCGUGCACGCGUAGCUAUUUUAACAGAUAGAGCACAAGGUGGUUCUUCCUUACGGAAUGGUUCUUUAGAACUAAUGGUUCAUCGCCGUUUACUACAUGACGACGCCUUCGGAGUAGAUGAAGCCUUAAAUGAAACCGCUUAUGGGCACGGUCUGAUAGCCCGGGGGACACAUUACCUAAUGGUAGGCUUUUCGCAGAAAAAUGAUAGUCCUACGCAAAAAGCAUUGGAACGUUUUGCUCAAUUGGAAGUAACUUUGCCCACUUGGAAAUUCUUUAGCAAAACGAAUUACACCUUUGAAGAGUGGAUGACGAGUUUUAAUAAUAGUUUUACUGGUCUUGGAGCAUCUUUACCUAGAAAUAUACAUCUUCUAACAUUGGAACCUUGGCAUAACGGUGAACUGUUAGUACGAUUUGAGCACAUUCUUGAAAAAGAUGAAGAUCCGGAAUUUUCCAAAUCAGUUAAAUUUAAUAUUAAGGAAGUUCUAAGUAAUUUCGAAAUACAGGAUGUACGUGAGACCACUUUAGAUGGUAAUGCUUGGUUAGAUGAACAUCGCCGCAUGGAAUUUGUUUCAGAUCCAGAAAGCGUUGAUUUUGUAAAUUAUGCUACGCUUUCUGAAGACCUUCAAAGUGCCCACUUGUUAAAAGCCCAUAGGCCCUUAACAAAAUCUGAAUAUCAUAAGGAAGCAUUACCGCAUUUUGACUUAGGAUCAAAAAGAGAUCCCACACCGAGCACACAUUUAAACACAAUACGCAGAAAUACAUUGGAGCAAAUGAAAUUAGAUGAAAAAAAUUUAAAACAUCCACGCGGAAAGUUCAACAACAAAUAUGAUGUAGAAUUAAAUGCUAUGCAGAUUCGUACUUUUGUGAUAUAUUUACGCCAAAAUAAUUCAUUCGCUUCAGAAUAAAAUAAAGUGGCAUAAACGGUUUAU
This is a messenger RNA of Glossina fuscipes, 3360 nucleotides long. RefSeq names its product lysosomal alpha-mannosidase (gene LManII). Bases 73 to 3336 code for a protein of 1087 amino acids. Gene Ontology annotation, molecular function: alpha-mannosidase activity; carbohydrate binding. Gene Ontology annotation, biological process: mannose metabolic process. The transcript has 10 exons. The record is from RefSeq and is a predicted model, not a curated record. Gene Ontology annotation, cellular component: lysosome. Lineage: Eukaryota; Metazoa; Arthropoda; Insecta; Diptera; Glossinidae.